Messenger RNA from Maudiozyma barnettii, 2889 nucleotides. It is a transcript of the gene MSH2, whose product is annotated as mismatch repair ATPase MSH2. The transcript has a single exon. The record is from RefSeq and is a predicted model, not a curated record. Gene Ontology annotation, biological process: mismatch repair; mitotic recombination. Gene Ontology annotation, molecular function: ATP binding; ATP-dependent DNA damage sensor activity; mismatched DNA binding. The coding region runs from base 1 to 2889 and encodes 962 amino acids. Gene Ontology annotation, cellular component: nucleus; MutSalpha complex. NCBI's taxonomy places the organism in Eukaryota, Fungi, Ascomycota, Saccharomycetes, Saccharomycetales, Saccharomycetaceae.
AUGUCUGCAACUAGACCAGAGUUGAAAUUCUCUGAUGUGUCAGAGGAAAGAGGAUUCUACAGAAAAUUUGUUUCGUUACCAGAUAAACCUCCAUCUACAGUUCGUGUCGUAGAUAGAGGAGAUUAUUUUACUGUAGUUGGAAUCGAUGCUAUCUUUGUUGCCGAAUCUAUUUAUCAUACAAACUCUGUGUUAAAGAACUGCAACGUUGACCAAUUGACCGCAAAGAGCUUUACCGAACCUUGUCAAUAUGUAACAAUUUCACCACAAAUUUUGGCUAAUUUAUUAAAACAUUGUUUAUUGGAUAUAGGUUACAAGGUAGAAAUAUAUGAUAAAAACUGGAAACUACUGAAAAAUGCGUCCCCUGGUAAUAUCGAGCAGGUCAGUGAUUUGCUAAAUAUUGCUAUUAACACAUCCAUAGUCAUUGCAAGUUUGAAGAUACAAUUGAAUUCCAAGGACGGAAAUAGUACACUUGGUAUUGCAUUCGUAGAUACCACUACAUUAAAGAUCGGGAUGUUGGAUAUUGUUGAUAAUGAAGUCUAUUCCAAUCUAGAGAGUUUUUUGAUUCAACUAGGUGUUAAGGAAUGCGUUGUACAAGACUUAACCAAUAUCGAAUCCUCCAAGAAUGAAAUGAAAAAGAUUACUGGAGUUAUAGAUCGUUGUGAUUGUGUUGUCACAUUUGUCAAGAGUUCUCAAUUCCAAGAAAAAGAUGUUGAACAUGAUCUAGCAAAAUUAAUCGAUAAUGAGCUGGCCCUAUCUUUACCACAAAAGUAUUCAAAUUUAGCAAUGGGUGCCUGUCAUGCCCUUCUAAAUUAUUUGCAAUUAUUGAAUAAUCAGGAAUAUCUUGGGAAUUUUGAAUUAACAGAACAUUCCUUGAAAGAAUUUAUGAAAUUAGAUGCAAGUGCUAUUAAGGCGUUGAAUAUUUAUUCUCAGGGACCAGUACAGCCAUUUGGCCCAUCUUCAGCAUCCAAUAUUUUUAAUUCAUCAUCUAAGGGCAAAAUCACUUCAUUAUUUCAAUUGCUUAAUAAUUGUAAAACAAAUGCUGGUGUGAGAUUAUUGAAUGAAUGGUUGAAACAGCCUUUAACCAAUAUCGAUAAUAUUCAUAAAAGACAUGAUUUAGUAGAAUGUAUGGUGGAUCAGUUAGAAUUAAGACAAAUUCUUCAGACAGAUUUUCUCCCAUUGAUUCCGGAUGUACGUAACUUAACCAAGAGAUUAAAUAAAAAUGGUAAUUUAGAAGAUGUCCUGAAAAUUUAUCAAUUUACUAGAAGGAUACCCGAUAUUAGUCAGUUAUUGCAAUCCCACAUAGAUGACAAUAGCGAUAUUAGUGAUGAACUACGCCAAUUAAUAAAUGAAAGUUGGGUUCAGCAAUUAACUAACCAUUUAGAACCAUUAUCCAAAUUACAAGAGAUGGUUGAAACGACUGUAGACCUUGAUGCAUAUGAAGAGAAUAAUGAGUUCAUGAUUAGGGUUGAAUUUAAUGAGGAUUUGGCCCAUAUUAAAACCAAACUUGACGAAGCUAAGGGUAAGAUUAAAGAAAUACACCUUGAAGCAGCUGAUAAUCUAGGAUUUGACCCUGACAAGAAACUUAAGUUGGAGAACCACCAUCUUCAUGGCUGGUGUAUGAGAUUGACCCGAAAUGAUGCCAAAGAGUUACGUAAGCAUAAGGAGUAUGUUGAAUUAUCUACAGUUAAGGCAGGUAUUUACUUUAGUACCAGGGAAUUAAAAGAGAUUGCCAAAAAUACAUCUGCAUUGGAAAAGGAAUAUGAGAAACAACAAUCAUCUCUAGUUAAAGAAAUUGUCAAUAUAACUGUUACAUAUACUCCAGUUAUGGAAAAGUUGGCGCUAGUAUUAGCUCAUCUUGAUGUUAUAGUUUCAUUCGCACACAUAUCAUCAUAUGCUCCGAUACCAUACAUCAGACCUACCAUGCAUUCACUGGAUUCUGAAAGAAAAACAAAAUUAGUUGGUUCGAGACAUCCUGUUUUAGAGAUGCAAGAUGAUCUUACUUUCAUUUCAAAUGAUGUUCAUCUUGAAAAGGGAAGUGCUGAUUUCCUUAUUAUUACCGGGCCAAAUAUGGGUGGUAAAUCUACUUAUAUUAGACAGGUGGGUGUAAUAUCUCUUCUAGCUCAAGUAGGUUGUUUUGUUCCGUGUGACGAAGCAGAUAUUGCAAUUGUUGAUGCCAUUUUAUGUAGAGUUGGAGCCGGCGACUCUCAAUUGAAAGGUGUUUCAACAUUCAUGGUUGAGAUGUUAGAGACUGCAUCUAUUCUAAAAAAUGCCAGUAGAAACUCUCUGAUAAUUGUCGAUGAAUUAGGAAGAGGUACAAGUACAUACGAUGGGUUUGGGCUUGCUUGGUCAAUUGCAGAACAUAUCGCCAAGAAUAUAGGUUGUUUUACCCUUUUUGCAACACAUUUCCAUGAGUUAACAACUUUGUCAGAAGAACUACCUAAUGUUAAGAAUUUACAUGUGGUUGCACACAUAGAAGAUAAGGCUAAGGUUAACUUGGAUAAGGAUGAGAUCACCUUAUUAUAUAAAGUUGAGCCUGGUAUUUCUGAUCAGUCAUUUGGUAUCCAUGUCGCAGAAGUAGUUAAAUUUCCUCAAAAGAUUAUCAAAAUGGCAAAACGGAAAGCCGUAGAGUUAGAGAGCUUAAAGGAAGAUGAAAUAAAUUUAAAAAAGGCGAAGCUAAGUAUUACAGAGAUUAACGAGGGUAAUAUGGAACUGAGAAAAAUACUGAAGACAUGGGUUGCUGAUGCGAAGAAAGACGGUCUAGACGAUUUGUCAAAAUUGACUGAGGAAGUUUGCAGAGAUAAGGUGGAGGCAUUGAUGAAGACGAUAAUUGAAAAUGAUCAAAAUGUUGACAGUAAGUACCUCAAUUUCUUGAAGGAAUUAUUUUUAUAA